CUCUUCACAAUUGUUCUCUCCCUUUUUGUUUUUUCACUUGGUUUCUGAGCUUCUCAAGUGAUAGCCGUUAUAGCUAUCUUGAACAGCGGUUAUGGUUGCCCCAAAAUAAUUAAUUAAUAAUAAUUAAAAAAGCGUAAGGGAAUUUGUCUCUAUCAUUCAUAUAUUUUCACUACCCCACUUUCCCUUUCACAAGUUCCAUAGUUUUUCUUCUUACUCCUUAAUCUCUCUCUCUCUCUCUCCCUUCUUCACAAGAAGAUAAAAGAAACUGGGUUGCUUUUUGUCCAUCUGGGUUUUGGACAUCACAUUCUCUGCCCUCUCUUUUUCUUUGUGAUAGAACAAACAAGACCAAUAAGAGAACAGGGAGAGGAAAAAAAAAAGAAUAAGCUAUUCUUUUUUUUUUUAUGGGUUUUUGUUUAUAAAUAUUGUUAAAUCAAUCUUUUUUUUGUUCAAUUUUGAUCUUUUAUAUAAUAGUUCCUCUCUUGAUUGCUUGAUCCUUUAGACUAUCAUCACCGUCUCAUUCAUCGUGGCUUCGUGGGGUGUGAUAAAGUUGCUAAAUUUUCGCUGAUUCUUCCAACCCUACUUUCAAAAACGGUUCCUUUCUCUUGCACCCUCUGUCUCCAUCCAUAUAGAAACAAGAGAGUUUCCGUUUCUGUUCAUUUAGCCAUUUUUGCAUACCCUUUUUUCUUCUUCAUUCUUGUGUUUCUUUGUUUGUGAGGGAAAGUUUUUUUUUUUUUUUUGUUGCUAUUGCAAUGGAGAAAAACUGGGUUUUGAGAUGGAUUUUUGUGGUGGGGUUGAUGUGUUUGAGUGUGGAAGGGAUUGGUGUGAAUUGGGGAACUCAAGCAACCCACAAGUUGCCACCAGACACAGUGGUUCAGAUGUUGAAGGAUAAUGGGAUUAAGAAAGUGAAGCUUUUUGAUUCAGAUGACUCCACCAUGAGUGCUUUGGCUGGGACUGGGAUUGAAGUCAUGGUGGCUAUCCCUAAUAAUCAGCUUGCUGAGAUGAAUGACUAUGGCAGGGCCAAACAAUGGGUCAAGAAAAAUGUCACACGUUACAACUUCAAUGGAGGAGUUAAUGUCAAGUAUGUAGCGGUCGGGAACGAGCCAUUUUUAAAAUCCUACAACAAUUCAUUCUUGAAUAUCACCCUCCCUGCACUGCAGAACAUUCAAAAUGCCCUUAAUGAAGCAGGUCUUGGAGACAAAAUAAAGGCUACAGUGCCCUUAAAUGCUGAUGUGUAUCAGUCUCCAGAGAGUAAUCCUGUUCCUUCUGCAGGAAUAUUUAGGCCUGAUAUCAGUGGUCUCAUGACACAGAUAGUGCAAUUUCUCAGCAAGAAUGGUGCCCCAUUUACCGUGAACAUUUACCCCUUCUUGAGCCUUUAUGGUAACGACGAUUUUCCUUUCAACUAUGCCUUCUUCGACGGUGUGGACAAUCCGGUAAACGAUAACGGUACUCCAUACACCAAUGUCUUUGAUGCAAAUUUUGAUACCUUGGUUGCUGCUCUCAAAUCAGUUGGGUUUGGGGACCUGCCUAUUUUGGUGGGAGAAGUAGGAUGGCCUACUGAAGGGGACAAGAAUGCCAACGCAGGCAAUGCUUUGAGAUUCUAUAAUGGCCUUCUGCCAAGGCUUGCAGCAAAUAGAGGCACCCCACGCCGCCCUGGAUACAUUGAAGUUUAUCUAUUUGGACUCAUCGACGAGGAUGCCAAGAGCAUUGCGCCAGGAAACUUCGAACGCCAUUGGGGAAUAUUCAGAUACGAUGGACAACCUAAGUUUCCAAUGGACCUUUCUGGUCAGAACCAAAACAAAUUUCUCAUAGGUGCACAGAACGUGAAAUAUCUUGCUCCUAGGUGGUGCAUGUUUAAUCCUGAUGCCAAGGAUCUCAGCAAACUUCCAGAUAACAUUAACUAUGCUUGCACCUUUGGAGAUUGCACCGCGCUUGGAUAUGGUUCUUCGUGCAACAAUUUGGAUGCAAAUGGGAAUGCCUCUUACGCGUUCAAUAUGUACUUCCAAGUGCAAAAUCAGAACCCCAUGGCAUGCAAUUUUCAAGGUUUGGCCAAGCUUACAACGGAUAAUAUCUCAACACCCACUUGCAAUUUUAUCGUUCAGAUAGUUAAUUCUUCAGCCUCUUCUUUGAUGAUGCCCUCACUAGUUGCUAUCUUGUUUGUUAGUUUAUUCUUGAUUCUGUUUUCUUAGGAUUUCUUUGUACAUACAUUAGAGAUGUUAUUUUUUAUUUAUGGUUUCAUUAUUUCUUGGAGAUAUAGUCUGGAUGAUAUUAAUUAGUUUACAGUUUCUUUCAAUACUGAAUUUCUCA
This is a messenger RNA of Glycine soja, 2304 nucleotides long. Its product is annotated as glucan endo-1,3-beta-glucosidase 8-like. Bases 750 to 2186 code for a protein of 478 amino acids. The record is from RefSeq and is a predicted model, not a curated record. The transcript is spliced from 2 exons. Gene Ontology annotation, biological process: carbohydrate metabolic process. Gene Ontology annotation, molecular function: hydrolase activity, hydrolyzing O-glycosyl compounds. Gene Ontology annotation, cellular component: plasma membrane. Lineage: Eukaryota; Viridiplantae; Streptophyta; Magnoliopsida; Fabales; Fabaceae.